AUCUCAGUGUGCUGUGAGUCCAUUGCGUGCGCGCGCUACAAAUCUGCUUUCGUACAAUCAUGCGCCAGCUGUGCGCGAAAUUAUAAAGUCGAAUUUUUAUCAUUUUUUUUUCGUUUUAAAUUUAUUUAGAAUUUUACGACAGGAACGACAAUGUGGAAGUGUAUUAUUUUCGUUCUUGCGGUCACAACUUUCACUUGUUCUGAGGUUGGUGUCAAUUGAAUACUUUCAUUAGCAUUUAUUAAUAUGUGAAAUUAAAUUUCUAUUAUGCAUUUGUAUAUUUUAUUUAUUAAAUAUAGAUGCAAAUUAUUGAAUCGGUAUAUAUUUUUUAAUAACAGAAAAAAAAACGGUAAACUCAUACAUUGAGUUUGGAUUUGAAAUGAAAUCCGAUACGAUUUGAUUGAUUGAUCUAUGGUAUUUUUUAAAUAUUUGGUUUUGUGUGAAGUGAUUCAAGUGAAAUUAUAUUUUGUAUAAAGCAAUUAUUAAUAUUUCAUACAAAGUAUGUCCGCAUAUUUUUUAUUUUUUUUUUUAUUUUUAUAGGGCGACGAGGUUCGCGAAAGUCGACAGGUAUUCACUAAGAACAUCUUCGGUGGAGUUUGGGGGAAUCGCCCCCCUCUUAUCGAGCUAAAUCAACCAAGAACUACAUGCAAUUGCAAAUGUGGCGAAAGAAAUGAAGUAUCUCGGAUUGUUGGAGGCGUGGAAGCUGGCAUCAACGAAUUCCCAUGGAUGGCGCGACUUACAUACUUCAAGAGGUUCUAUUGUGGCGGUAUGCUCAUCAAUGAUAGAUACGUCCUAACUGCUGCUCACUGUGUAAAAGGAUUUAUGUGGUUCAUGAUAAAGGUGACAUUCGGUGAGCACAAUCGAUGCAAUUCUACCACCAGGCCGGAAACCCGCUUCGUUUUACGUGCCAUUUCUCACAAAUUCACUCUUAGCACCUUUGACAACGACAUCGCAUUGCUGAGGCUUAACGAAAGAGUGCCCAUCACUGACGCUAUUAAACCUAUUUGCUUGCCAUCUAUAAAAGAUAACUUGUACGUUGGAGUACAAGCGUUGGCUGCCGGCUGGGGCUCUUUAACUGAAGAAGGAAAGGUGUCGUGCACCCUACAGGAGGUGGAGGUACCUGUGAUGAGUAACCAGGAAUGCCGUAAAACUAAAUACACUGCGUCUAUGAUCUCAGAUAAUAUGCUCUGCGCUGGAUAUCCACAGACCGGGGCGAAGGAUUCUUGCCAGGGCGACAGUGGUGGACCCCUCAUCACCGAGAGAAAGUUCGACAAGCGGUACGAACUAAUAGGUGUUGUAUCUUGGGGUAACGGAUGUGCUCGGCCAGGGUAUCCCGGCGUCUACACAAGAGUCACCAAUUAUCUUGACUGGAUCCGAGAGAACACACAAGAUGCCUGUUAUUGCACAGAGUAACUGUAAUAAUAUCACAUAGGCAGCUCAAGAUUGAAAAAGGAAAUGUAUUAUACUUUCAUUGGUCUCACGGAUUUACUUUUAGUAAUAAAAUCUUAGACUGUUCAUCUACUGUAUAUGGAUAGGCAAAAAAAUCAGAAUUGCUAUUAUUUAACUGACAAUCUUGGAAAAUACUCAAUAAAGUUUUUGCUCCAGGAAUAAGGAUGCAUCUACCUAUAUAAAAUUUGUAUUUAAUUAGUGUUAACGGAAUAAACGUAACAUUAUCGUACAAAUUAAUUAGCUGUACAUUAAGAUAUUUAGAUAAUGAAAAACAACAAAUUAAUUAAUAAAGUUUUUGUACCAUUUUUUCUUGUGGGUAAAGUUUAUAAACUCAGAUGAUUUAUUCUGCAUUAAAGCACUUUAACAUUUGUUAUUACUGGUGCUAUACAUCCAUGGUAAAAUAACGACGGUCGCAUUGCAUUUAUUUUGUAGUUUGCAUUUAUUUUAGUUUGGGUUAUAUUUAAAAGAACAUCAAACUAAACUAACCUGAUCAACAAUACGAAAUGUGUACUAAAAACUUUCAUAACCUAAUAAUUUUAGGUUUAUAUUUAUUUUGGUGUUCCAAAUAAUAUUUCCCUGUUUAAGUUUUAUCCAUACGUCUAAGUACCUAUAAGUGAUAUAAUAUGCGUAUAUUUAUAAAUCCAUUGUCAAAGUAUUAAAGUCAUAUUUAUUUAUUUGAAGAAAAUGUACAAAAAGUAGGUUUUGUUAACACUAUAUACUGUUAUUAAUGUACACUAUAAUAAUCAUAAUUUAAAUUACAGUAUUAUUGACGAUUAUUUGCCCAAUACAUAUAAUUACGCUAUCCAACAUGCACACCUUCGAAAACAAGAAAUGUUUAUUGGAAUGUGCCCUUUGCUUUGGAGCUUACUAAUAUCAUAGAAUAAAUGAUAACCAAAUGCCAUACAAAUAAGUGUCAGUCUCCAUAUCUUAAUUUUAAUAUUGUAUAUAAUAUUUAUGAUACCAAUAAAGUACCUCAAAGUUAAAAACGACUCUUAAUUACGUUAUCUUAUAACAACGGUAGGUAUUUCCAUUUCAUAUUUUAACCCCUUCAAUGUCUAUUUCCCAUUUAUCUAAUGAUAGGUGACUUUUGUCCUUUCUUAAGGUUAACUUCUUUAGUAAAUUUUACUAAAACUGUUUUCAAUGAAAGAGUUUAGAGAUUUAGAGAUAGGUAUUUUCGCAUUUAUAAUAUCAGUGUGGGAGAGUUUAAUUGUGUAUUAUUUGCAAAUUAUUAAAUUCAUAAAUUCUGCCCCAAGUAACCAUGCGUACACUGUUAUAGACAGUGCUAAUUAUAUGUUUUAAAGUAGCAUCUGUGGUAGCAUGAUGCUAUAUGAUGUGGUACAUUAGGCUUACAUUUACA
This is a messenger RNA of Diatraea saccharalis (sugarcane borer), 2803 nucleotides long. Lineage: Eukaryota; Metazoa; Arthropoda; Insecta; Lepidoptera; Crambidae. The record is from the annotation of a GenBank genome assembly.